AUGGGUUGCACUUCUUCUAAUUAAGUAUAAAACGCUCAAAAAAUAUAAAGUAGCAAAGAGAAUUAGUUUAUAAACCAUAGUUACUUUAUCAAAGAAAAUGAAAAGCAGAUCAAAGAUAACUAUAUUAUUAAAAACAAGCUAGGUGAAGGAAAUGUUGGAGUAGUGAGGAGGGUCAUUGAAAAAAAUACAGGUGAUGAAAAAGCAAUGAAAAUAAUACCUAAAAACCUUUAAGAUAAGGAUUAAGAACUACAGCUUACUAUGGAAAUCGAUAUCCUAAAGUAGCUUGACCAUCCAUCAAUAAUAAAAAUGUAUGAAUUCUAUCAAGACAAGAAAAACUUUUACAUAAUCACUGAAAUAGUAAAAGGAGGAGAGUUGUUUGAUAAGAUAGUAGACAUUAACUCAUUUAAUGAAAUUGAUGCUGCUUAUAUCUUUAAUCAAAUUAUUUCAGUAGUUUAAUAUAUCCAUGAAAAAAAAAUUAUGCAUAGAGACCUAAAACCUGAAAAUGUUCUAUUGGAAUAUGACUCAACUAGUCAAAAUCCUACUAAGUACUCCAUCAAAGUUAUUGAUUGGGGAACUGCUACCAUAUUUGAUGAAAAAAAGCAAACAAAGAUAGUAGGCACACCCUAUUACAUAGCUCCUGAAGUUUUAAGAAAAAGUUAUACAGAGAAGUCAGAUAUUUGGACAUGUGGUAUUAUUUUGUAUAUUAUGCUGACAGGAGAGCCUCCAUUUUUUGGUAAAGAAAAUGAAAUCGUGUAAAACAUUAUGGAUUGUAAAUUCAGUAUGGAUUAAGAUGUAUGGAAAGUCAUUAGCGUUGAAUGUAAAGAUCUUAUUAAAUAGAUGAUAUGUCCUGAAGAAAAAAGAUUAAGUGCAGCAUAAGUGUAAAUGCAUCCAUGGGUACAGAAACAUAUUGCUUUAUUCAAGGAAAGCUUGAAGGAUAGUAAAGUAGAAUAGAAUAAACUUUAAUUGAAUAAAUUAAAGAAAUUUACAACAAAGAACCGCUUUCAUUAAGCAAUUCUAACCUACAUAUCAUCAUAACUUACUUCAAAAGAAGAUCUUCUGCAAUUCAAAUCUAUUUUUGAAAAGAUGGACUUAAAUAAUGAUGGAUAGCUUACUAAAGACGAAAUAGAGAGUGGAUUUAAAUAAUUCUAAGAGUUUUUCCAUGGAGACUAUGACAUUGAUAAGAUAUUUACAAAUGUCGAUUUAGAUGGUAAUGGAAAAAUAAAUUAUUCAGAGUUCAUAACAGCCUGCAUUUAACAUGAAAAUAGUAUGAUAGAUUCUAAAUUGCAAAAAGCUUUUGAAGUUUUCGAUUCUGAUGGAAACAACUAUCUAACUAAAGAUGAACUUAUGGAUAUAUUUGACAGCAAAUUCAAAUAAAGUGAUAAAGAAAGUUAAAUCAAAUAAAUCUAUUCUCAAUUUGACACUAAUGGCGAUGAAUAAAUUAGCUUUGAUGAAUUUAAGCUAAUGAUGAAAAAGUAUGCUGAAACUUCUUGA
Molecule: messenger RNA, 1491 nt
Organism: Tetrahymena thermophila SB210
Lineage: Eukaryota; Ciliophora; Oligohymenophorea; Hymenostomatida; Tetrahymenidae
Product: calmodulin-domain kinase
Exons: 3
Biological process (GO): intracellular signal transduction; protein autophosphorylation; peptidyl-serine phosphorylation
Cellular component (GO): cytoplasm; nucleus
Molecular function (GO): calcium ion binding; ATP binding; calcium/calmodulin-dependent protein kinase activity
Source: RefSeq, a predicted model, not a curated record